UGAUUGGACAAGAUAAAUCUUUAAAAACCUGUAUCGCGCUGACGACAAUUUUAGUAAAUAAUAGUCAAGGAAGAAGAUUACAUCUGUGCCGCAACCGAUUUGGACUAGUCAUGAGUGGAUGUCCGUAUUUUGAGAAGAGGCAUUUGUUAUUCAAAAAUAAACCUCCCAAAGCAGAGGAAGAUGAUGAUGCAUCUCAGGCAGGGGUUAACAAAGCCAGUAAAGGAGGAAUCAUCUAUGGAGACUACCUGCAGCUUGACAAAAUAGUGUCAGCCCAGGUACUGCAAAGUGAAGUGAAAGGAAACAAGAUCCAUGAUGAGCACCUCUUCAUUGUCACCCAUCAAGCCUAUGAACUAUGGUUCAAACAGAUUCUGUUUGAACUUGAUUCAGUACGACACAUCUUCAUCAGUGGACAUGUCCGAGAUGAACGUAACAUGCUCAAGGUCAACACUCGCAUCCACAGGAUUGUAAUGAUCUUCAGACUGCUGGUGGACCAGUUUGCUGUUUUGGAAACAAUGACAGCCCUGGACUUUUUUGACUUUAGGGAAUAUCUUUCUCCAGCGUCCGGCUUCCAAAGUCUUCAGUUUCGGCUGUUGGAGAACAAAAUCGGGGUCCCAGACAACCUGAGGGUUCCGUACAACAGACGCCAUUACAGAGAUAACUUCAAAGGAUCGGACAGUGAGAUGCUGCUCGCCACUGAACAGGAGCCAACCCUCCUGAAGCUGGUUGAAGAGUGGCUGGAGAGAACUCCUGGUUUGGAGGUGGAUGGAUUCAAUUUCUGGGAAAGGCUGCAAAUCAAUAUAUUUGAUGGGCUGAAUCAGGAGAAGGAGAAAAUUGAGAAAAUGCCAGAUUCUGAAGACAAGGAGGAACUGAUGGCUGAGCUGGUCAAACAGAGAGAGACCUUCACAUCACUGUUUGAUGAGAAGCGUCACGACCACCUAAUGAGCAAAGGUGAGAGGCGGCUCUCUUACAAGGCUCUGCAGGGUGCUCUGAUGAUCUACUUCUACAGGGAAGAGCCGAGGUUUCAGGUUCCCUUCCAGCUGCUCACAUCCCUCAUGGAUAUUGACACUCUGAUGACAAAAUGGAGAUACAAUCACGUGUGCAUGGUACAUCGUAUGAUUGGCAGCAAAGCUGGCACCGGGGGCUCAUCUGGCUACCACUACCUGAGAUCUACUGUCAGUGACCGCUACAAAGUCUUUGUGGAUCUGUUCAACCUGGCAACCUUCCUGGUGCCUCGCCACUGGGUGCCCAAGCUCAAUCCCAACGUCCACACCUUCCCGUACAUGGCCGAGUGCUGCGACAGCUCCUACUGCAGCAGCGAGGACUCCGACUAGAGCACGUCUCCGUCAUCUGCCCUGGCUUCCUUUCACUGUAACAGAAAGUGGAUCAUUUGCACAGCUGAUAAGUUUUAGUGACAGAUACGUAGGUGAACUGCAAGCCAUCAAAGGACCACAUUUUGUUGAUGUUUCCAUUUUAUGCAUGACAUCCGGUCGAUGUAUGCACUGAAAAAUUAGUUACUCAGUCUUAAAUAUAACCUAUUUUACUCAAAUACUAAGAUGAAGUUCAGUUUUUGGAGCAGGGCACAGUUUAAUUUGAUGCUUUAUACCAUUUUUUUAAACAUGGUGUUGGUUUAAUAGAUAACACACAGAGAGGAUAAAUUCCUGAAUAUGCUCAAGGGGUAGAUUAUUUUUCCGGAUGGCUUUUCAGGAUGUAUUGGUAUUCUGACAUGUAAAUACAGAAAAAUAACAAAUGUAAAGUAAUAACUAAGUUUAUAUAUUUUAAUGUUCAGCAGGCACAAGAAAUAAAAAUAAAAUUAAACAGCAGCAUAAGCAGGGCUGCAGAGCCUGUUAUGCAAUGUCUGACAACAAAUAAAUCAAAUAGCCAUAUUAGACUAUUUUGCUUUUAUCUUGACUGCGAGUCACACAGUGCCGCAGAUGGCUCCUUGAUAAGAGCCGCUUGGAUGUUUUCUCAAUAAAAUUGCAUAAAUUAACUUAGACUGACCUGACAGAAAAUGGAUCAGUGAGAGCUGUGAUCAAACCUUGCGCGCAGGGACAUCGCUGAUAGUGACGAUGGGUUUUGUCUUUCAUGUCGGCAUGGGGAAGGUGUCAUAGCAGGAGCCGUUUCAGACUGCCGAGAUGUGGCUUAGAUACAUAAAAUGACAGCAAACCUCAGUCACAGCAGUGUCAACAUCUACAAUAGAACCAUUUGCAAAGCAGAAAUGUGACACUAUAAAAUAUGAACCAUAAAGCUUGUACAUAGUAAUGUAGCUGUUCUGAAUAUGUUUUGUAUAGUAUUAUAUACAGUGGAUGUAAUUGUAUGAUGUAUUUAUGCAGUGAUUACUGUGAUCUCUGUAUAGAUAAAUGUACAAGUUAUAUUACCCACAGCAUGUAUCUGCCUUGUGUAUUAUAAUAGGAUGCGUAUUUUGUACAGUAAAACUAUUCGUAUUAUUGCAGUUUUGCAGUGGUGUGUAAGUGUUUUAUUGUUCUGUGUUAUAAAUAAACACUUUCCAACAUA
Molecule: messenger RNA, 2511 nt
Organism: Amphiprion ocellaris (clown anemonefish)
Lineage: Eukaryota; Metazoa; Chordata; Actinopteri; Pomacentridae
Gene: tdo2a
Product: tryptophan 2,3-dioxygenase a
Exons: 12
Coding region: 111-1331 (406 amino acids)
Molecular function (GO): L-tryptophan 2,3-dioxygenase activity; heme binding; metal ion binding
Source: RefSeq, a predicted model, not a curated record